Molecule: messenger RNA, 1413 nt
Organism: Arabidopsis lyrata subsp. lyrata
Lineage: Eukaryota; Viridiplantae; Streptophyta; Magnoliopsida; Brassicales; Brassicaceae
Product: serine/threonine-protein phosphatase PP1 isozyme 7
Exons: 4
Coding region: 163-1158 (331 amino acids)
Cellular component (GO): cytoplasm; nucleus
Molecular function (GO): protein serine/threonine phosphatase activity
Source: RefSeq, a predicted model, not a curated record
UACCAUUCUUUUUCUCAAAGAGCAAGCAUAAAAGAACAUAAAAGAACCAAACUUUUUUAAUUUAUUUCAUAUUGUCAAUAGCUUCUGUUUAGUAUAAAUCUUCUAGGUCUCUUCUCGUUGUUGUUUCGUCUCAUUGUUGCUCUGUUUCUUGAGGUUUUAUUAAUGGAUGCUAGUACUUUAAACUCGGUGAUCAAUAGGUUGCUUGAAGCUAGAGAGAAACCAGGAAAGAUUGUUCAAUUGUCUGAAACAGAGAUUAAACAGCUCUGUUUCGCCUCCAGAGGUAUCUUCUUAAGACAGCCAAAUCUCUUGGAACUCGAAGCUCCAGUCAAAAUCUGUGGGGACAUUCAUGGACAAUAUCCGGAUCUCUUGAGACUAUUCGAAUAUGGCGGUUACCCUCCUCGUUCAAACUACUUGUUCCUUGGAGAUUACGUUGAUCGCGGCAAGCAGAGCAUCGAAACGAUUUGUCUUUUACUCGCUUACAAGAUCAAAUUCCCUGAAAACUUCUUCCUUCUUAGAGGAAACCAUGAAAGUGCCUCAAUAAAUCGCAUUUACGGCUUCUAUGACGAGUGUAAACGCAGAUUCAGUGUCAAGAUUUGGCGAAUCUUCACCGAUUGCUUCAAUUGUCUCCCCGUGGCUGCACUCAUCGAUGAUCGGAUUUUUUGUAUGCAUGGUGGGCUCUCACCGGAGCUUCUUAGCUUGAGACAGAUUAGGGAUAUUCGUCGUCCAACAGAUAUUCCUGAUCGCGGUUUACUCUGUGAUCUCUUGUGGUCUGAUCCUGAUAAAGAUGUUAGAGGUUGGGGGCCUAACGAUCGCGGAGUUUCUUACACUUUCGGAUCGGAUACAGUUUCUAGCUUUCUGAAAAGACUUGAUCUUGACCUAAUUUGUAGGGCUCACCAGGUUGUUGAAGACGGAUUCGAGUUCUUUGCGAAUAAGCAGCUCGUGACGAUAUUCUCUGCACCGAAUUACUGUGGAGAAUUCGACAAUGCAGGUGCGAUGAUGAGUGUGGACGAUGAUUUGACCUGCUCUUUUCAGAUCUUAAAACCUAAUGACAAGAAAUCAAAGUUCAGUUUCGGAAGUAGAGGUGGUGCUAAAACUAGCUUCCCUUAUCCUAAAGUCAAGUCGAUUUUGAGUUCGCAGAAUUCGAAAGAAUACAACUGAUGAAGUUUUGAUGACUCCAUAAAACUCCGCAUAAUAACUGUUUAGAAAUCAUGCCAACGUAAUUCGAUUAUAUGAUGAGAAAGCAAGAUGAUUUUGAAUUUCGGAAUUUUGGGAAGCUUCUGUUUUUGUUUUGUUUUUGUGUUGUCUUUUGCUUUUACUUGUGUGUAUGUUUUUUAUAUCUCUAUUGUUUGUAAAUUUGGUUUGUAACUGUUGGCGAUUAGAAUUUGAUAUUAAAAUAUGAUUUCCUUUGGACCA